GCCCUGCGAGACUCAACCUGUUCAGCUGGUUUGGGUAGGAAAUUCUGACACUCCCAGUAGCCACAGGGCUGUUUUUACUCGAGGGUGAGUUGAGCUGGACUUUGCCUAUGGACCCUCGAAUGACAAGAAUGCCGGUUCGGAGGCCGGUGCAUAUCGGUUGAUGUCAUUCUUGAACUGGAGCUUUCCGGGGGUCUAGACCCGCUUUUCCAUGGUUGAUCCUUAGGUGCAUAUCUUGGGAAAUCCGAUAACAAUUGGCACAAUGGCUGCAAACUCAAUUAACCUGGCGUGGAGGUCGCUCGGCCCCAGAGCUCGCGCUUGCCAGUCCCUUCGCUAUCUGCACCGGCCGUCGAUCGCCAAUGGAUUGUUAGUGCGUCCGCCGGGCGGUUACCGCCACUCCUCGGACAAGGCAUCCGGGGCGACGGAAAAGGCUGCGGAGAAGGUGACAGAGCCGGUAAAGGAGUCUUUCAAGGAGGUGCCCAAGAAGAAAAGCCGCACACUACGGAGGACCGUCUGGGGGACGACGGUGGCCGCUACCUUACUCGUUGGCUACCUCUACGGGACAGACACACGGGCGAGUAUCCACAGAUAUGGCGUGGUUCCGCUGAUCAGAAUGCUGUACCCGGAUGCGGAGGAUGCGCAUCAUGUCGGCGUGGAUACACUGAAGACUCUGUACGAGUACGGACUUCAUCCGCGCGAGAGGGGAAACCCGGACGGAGACGGUGCUUUGACGACGGAGGUCUUUGGAUAUACGCUCUGCAACCCGAUCGGAAUCUCCGGCGGUCUGGACAAGCACGCCGAGAUCCCGGACCCGCUGUUUGCGACCGGUCCGGCUAUCGUCGAAGUCGGCGGCACGACUCCUCUCCCGCAGGAUGGCAACGCACGACCCCGUGUCUUCCGCCUGCCGUCCCAGAAGGCCAUGAUCAACCGAUACGGGCUGAACUCCAAGGGUGCUGACCACAUGGCGGCACUCCUGGACCAGCGCGUGCGCGACUACGCCUACGCCCACGGCUUCGGCGCACACGAACUUGCGGUUGAGCGUGUGCUGAACGGCGACGCCGAGGUUCCCCCAGGCAGCUUGAUCCCCGGUAAGCUGCUAGCCGUGCAGGUAGCCAAGAACAAGUCGACGCCCGACUCCGACCUCGAGGCCGUCAAGAACGACUACGUAUACUGCGUCGAUCGCGUAGCCAAGUACGCCGACAUUCUUGUCGUGAACGUCUCCAGCCCGAACACGCCCGGCCUGCGCGAUCUGCAAGCGACGGCCCCGCUGACAGCCAUUCUGACGGCUGUCGUCGGCGCAGCCAAGAGCGUCGACCGGAAGACCAAGCCCUUCGUCAUGGUCAAGGUCAGUCCAGACGAGGACGCCGACGAGCAGGUAUCAGGCAUUUGCAGCGCCGUGCAAGCCUCAGGCGUCGACGGCGUGAUCGUCGGCAACACGACGAACCGCCGCCCCGCGCCGCUUCCCAAGGGCUUUGCCCUUCCGGAGAAGGAGGAAGGUACCCUGCAAGAGACGGGCGGAUACUCGGGCCCGCAGCUUUUCGACCGCACCGUCGCCUUGGUGGCUCGCUACCGCGCGCUGCUGGAUGAGGAGCGCGCGGAGUCUGAAAAUAAGGAUCCACGAAAGGUCAUCUUCGCUUCGGGGGGUAUCACCAACGGCGCUCAGGCGUUGGCUGCUCUGAAGGCCGGUGCGUCGGUGGCUAUGAUGUACACUGGUGUUGUCUACGGGGGUGUGGGGACUGUGACCCGUGUGAAGCAGGAGAUGCGCGAGCAGAAGAAGCUGGAGUAAACAUCUCUAGAUUAAAGCAUAAAUAGAGAAGGAAGCGAAUCCU
This is a messenger RNA of Aspergillus candidus, 1826 nucleotides long. Its product is annotated as dihydroorotate dehydrogenase 2. Gene Ontology annotation, molecular function: dihydroorotate dehydrogenase activity. Bases 260 to 1783 code for a protein of 507 amino acids. The transcript is spliced from 3 exons. Lineage: Eukaryota; Fungi; Ascomycota; Eurotiomycetes; Eurotiales; Aspergillaceae. Gene Ontology annotation, biological process: pyrimidine ribonucleotide biosynthetic process; 'de novo' pyrimidine nucleobase biosynthetic process. Gene Ontology annotation, cellular component: cytoplasm; mitochondrial inner membrane. The record is from RefSeq and is a predicted model, not a curated record.